UGUAUGAGGAAGUUGUGUAGAGAGCUCACAGCAGUACAGAUGGAGAGACCCGGGUUCAUGUCGGAGCCGAGCAGUGUGCAGGAAACGGAACCUGAAGGAAUAUCUCAGGAUGCGUGCGGCGAGCUGAAGCAGCUCCGAGAGCUCGUGUAUCAGCAGGCAGUCGCUUUAUCCGAGAUCAAGGUGAAGAUGGUGUACAUGGAGAAAGAGAACACAGAUUUGGAGGCUCGACUGAUGAGUAACAAGAAAGAGAUUGCAAGUCUGAAGAAGGAGAACGCCACUCAGGCAAGCGAGUUGUUGGCCAUGAAGAGCGAACUGGAGAGGAUGAAGAAAGAAAAUGCCGAGCGACCGAAGGUUGCGUUCAGCGCCGGAUUAGCUGCGGGACAGAAAGGACCGUUUAACACUGAAACCACUCUGAUCUACAGUAAAGUCAUCAGCAACAUCGGAGGAGCUUAUAACCCACACACAGGCGUGUUCACAGCUCCGAUUAAAGGCGUGUACUACAUCCGCUUUACGGGUGCUGCGUACAACACCGACAACCACAACAUGGGCAUUAACAUGUACAAAAACAGCCAGCUGCUCUUGCACUUGGGCGAGUCCAACAGAGACGGACAUCUCAGACACGUGUCCAGCGGCCUGGUGCUCGAGCUGGAGGCCGGAGACGUCGUGUACCUCCGCCUCUUCGCCAACUACGCCCUCUACGAUGAUGCGCUCCUCCGCAACACCUUCAGCGGCUUCCUCAUUUUCCCCUCCUAACAAAAACACUGUGUGUGUUACAGCUCUGUGUUUAAAUCUCCAGUGAAAUGAGUUUAUCUGCAUUCUAGUGUGUUUCUGUUGAAUAAUUCAUAUGUUAUGUGUAUGAUCUACACUUCUAGUGUGUGUGCUGUUAUGAAAAGCAAAACGAAACAAACCAAACACGCAAUACUGUUUUGAAAACAGUAAAUGAGACAAGCCAUCUGCUUUUAUGUAUAUUAUUAAAAUAAAUUAUAAAAAUUAUGUAAAAUUAUGAUACUUUUAUAUCAGAAUUCAAAAGCUGUGUCCUAAAGUGUGUUAGUGUCUUUUAAAGUGUUUCAGUGUGUUACAGUGUGUUACAUUAUGCUAGUGUUACAGUGUGUUACAGUGUGUUACAGUUCAUUAGAAUGUGUGUUACAGUGUCUGUUACAAUGUUUUACAGUGUGUUACAGUGUGUUACAGUGUCUGUUACAGUGUGCUUUAGGGUGUGUUACUGUCUUUUAAAGUGUUUUUACUGUGUUUCAGUGUGGGUUAUAGUGUGUUACAUUGUGUGUUACAGUCUUUUGAAAUAUGUUAUUGUCUUUAUAUGUAAUAGUGUGUGUAAGUGUUCUAGUGUGUUAGUGUUUCACAGUGUUUUACAAUGUAAGUGUGUGUUACAGUGUGUUAAAGUGUGUCACAGUGUGUGCUAGUGUGCAGUUUGUUACGUUGUCUGUUUACUGUGCUAAAUGACAGUUUGUUACGGUGUGUGUUUACUGUGCUAAAUGACAGUUUGUUACGGUGUGUGU
Pangasianodon hypophthalmus (striped catfish) is the source of this 1514-nucleotide messenger RNA. RefSeq names its product complement C1q-like protein 2. The record is from RefSeq and is a predicted model, not a curated record. Gene Ontology annotation, molecular function: protein binding. The coding region runs from base 4 to 753 and encodes 249 amino acids. The transcript is spliced from 5 exons. Lineage: Eukaryota; Metazoa; Chordata; Actinopteri; Siluriformes; Pangasiidae.